CGCCAGCCGCCGAGCCGCGAACAGCCCAACAAACAAUCCCCGGCGCCGCCGCCAAACCGAGCCCCUCCGCCCGCCCGCCCGCCCCGGACCGGGACCCCCGCCGUUCUCCCCCUUCCUUCCCCCCUUCGGCCUCCCUUCGCGCCUUCUCUUCGGCUCGGAUUUUUAAAAAGCCCUUGCGGUGAGGCAAAUCGAGGAGGCGCUUGGCGGAGUUGUGUAGGCCGCGGAAGUGAGGAAAAAAGGGCGCGCGGGCUUGUUUGGGGCCUUGUGAGGCCUACUCCACAGGCAGAGACAGACCGCCUUCAGGCUGAGGUGUGGGCUGCUGCAUAAAUAGAAGAAAGUGAAAAGUAAGCACACUCAUCACCUACAUCUACUUUUUGAAUGUAUUUCUAACAUCUGUGCUCCAGAAGAUGAUAAAGAAAUGAUAGCAGCUCAAGAAGCAACAACCAAUUUUGCCCUACUUCAGGAGUCUGAAACACAUUUUUCUUCUGAUACUGACUUUGAGGAUAUUGAAGGAAAAACUCCGAAACAGGGAAAAGGAAAGACUUGCAAGAAGGGGAAGAAGCCUGCAGGAGAGAAGGGGAAAGUUGGAAACGGAGGAGGGAAGCCCAGUGGUCCAAAUCGAAUGAAUGGGCAUCACCAGCAGAAUGGUGUGGAAAACAUGAUGCUCUUUGAAGUUGUUAAAAUGGGCAAGAGUGCUAUGCAGUCUGUGGUGGAUGACUGGAUAGAAUCCUACAAACAUGAUAGGGAUAUAGCACUUCUUGAUCUCAUCAACUUUUUUAUUCAGUGUUCAGGCUGCAAAGGGGUUGUAACAGCAGAGAUGUUUCGGCAUAUGCAAAAUUCUGAAAUAAUUCGAAAAAUGACUGAAGAAUUUGAUGAGGAUAGUGGGGAUUACCCACUUACCAUGGCUGGUCCCCAGUGGAAGAAAUUUAAGUCGAGUUUUUGUGAGUUCAUUGGGGUCUUGGUCCGGCAGUGUCAAUACAGCAUCAUCUACGAUGAGUAUAUGAUGGACACCGUCAUUUCGCUACUUACAGGAUUAUCCGAUUCUCAAGUCAGGGCAUUUCGACAUACUAGUACACUGGCAGCAAUGAAGCUGAUGACUGCAUUAGUAAAUGUGGCACUGAAUCUGAGCAUUAAUAUGGAUAAUACGCAAAGGCAGUACGAAGCAGAACGAAAUAAAAUAAUCGGAAAACGGGCUAAUGAUAGAUUGGAGCUUUUGCUACAGAAACGGAAAGAGCUUCAAGAAAAUCAAGAUGAAAUUGAAAACAUGAUGAAUGCAAUUUUUAAAGGUGUAUUUGUACAUAGAUAUCGGGAUGCAAUAGCUGAAAUAAGGGCCAUUUGUAUUGAAGAAAUUGGGAUUUGGAUGAAAAUGUAUAGUGAUGCCUUUCUCAAUGACAGCUAUUUAAAAUAUGUGGGAUGGACAAUGCAUGAUAAGCAAGGAGAGGUAAGACUGAAAUGUCUCACAGCUUUGCAAGGACUUUACUAUAAUAAAGAGCUUAAUUCCAAAUUGGAACUCUUCACCAGUCGGUUCAAGGAUAGAAUUGUAUCUAUGACUCUCGACAAAGAAUAUGAUGUUGCAGUACAAGCAAUAAAACUACUUACUCUUGUUUUACAGAGUAGUGAAGAAGUACUGACUGCAGAAGACUGUGAAAAUGUCUAUCAUCUAGUGUACUCAGCUCAUCGACCAGUGGCUGUAGCCGCAGGAGAAUUCCUUUAUAAAAAGCUUUUCAGUCGAAGAGAGCCUGAAGAAGAAGGAAUCCUUAAAAGAAGAGGAAGGCAAAGUCCAAACGCUAAUCUUGUUAAGACGUUAGUUUUCUUCUUUUUAGAAAGUGAGUUACACGAGCACGCAGCGUACUUGGUUGACAGCAUGUGGGAUUGUGCAACGGAUCUCUUGAAAGACUGGGAAUGUAUGAAUAGUCUUCUGUUGGAGGAGCCACUCAAUGGAGAAGAACCUUUGACAGACAAACAGGAAAGUGCACUAAUUGAAAUAAUGCUCUGUACAAUUAGACAAGCAGCUGAAUGUCAUCCCCCAGUAGGAAGAGGUACAGGAAAACGGGUGCUUACAGCAAAGGAGAAGAAAGCACAAUUGGAUGACAGAACAAGGAUCACAGAACUUUUUGCUAUAGCACUCCCUCAGCUAUUAGCAAAAUAUUCUGUAGAUGCAGAGAAAGUCACCAACUUGUUACAGCUGCCACAAUAUUUUGAUUUGGAGAUCUACACAACAGGGAGAUUAGAAAAGCAUUUGGAUGCCUUAUUGCGACAGAUCCGAGAUAUUGUGGAAAAGCACACAGACACUGAUGUUUUGGAAGCUUGCUCUAAGACAUACCAUGCGCUCUGCAAUGAGGAAUUCACCAUCUUUAACCGAGUGGAUAUUGCAAGAAGUCAGCUAAUAGAUGAACUAGCGGACAAAUUCAACAGACUUCUUGAAGAUUUUCUGCAAGAGGGUGAAGAGCCUGAUGAAGAUGAUGCUUAUCAAGUCUUAUCAACAUUAAAACGAAUCACUGCUUUCCAUAAUGCUCAUGAUCUCUCAAAAUGGGACUUGUUCAGUUGUAAUUACAAGCUACUAAAAACAGGCAUCGAGAAUGGAGACAUGCCUGAACAGAUUGUUAUUCAUGCACUGCAGUGUACUCAUUAUGUUAUCCUUUGGCAGCUAGCAAAAGUCAGUGAGAGCAGUUCUACGAAGGAGAACCUUCUACGCUUAAAGAAGGAGAUGAGAGUAUUCUGUCAAAUCUGCCAGCACUACCUGACUAAUGUAAAUACUGCUGUUAAAGAACAGGCCUUCACUAUUUUGUGCGACGUAUUAAUGAUCUUCAGCCAUCAGAUUAUGUCAGGAGGACGUGACAUGUUAGAGCCACUAGUUUACACUCCCGAUUCUUCGUUGCAGUCCGAACUGUUGAGUUUUAUCCUUGACCACGUCUUCAUUGACCAGGAUGAUGACAACAACAGUACAGAUGGACAGCAAGAUGACGAAGCUAGCAAGAUCGAAGCUUUGCAUAAAAGAAGAAAUUUGCUUGCAGCUUUUUGUAAACUUAUUGUCUACACUGUGGUGGAAAUGAAUACUGCUGCGGAUAUUUUUAAGCAAUACAUGAAGUAUUACAACGACUAUGGUGACAUCAUCAAAGAAACCAUGAGUAAAACAAGGCAGAUAGACAAAAUCCAAUGUGCAAAGACACUGAUUCUCAGUUUACAACAGCUUUUCAAUGAAAUGAUUCAAGAAAAUGGGUACAAUUUUGAUCGGUCGUCACCGACGUUCAGCGGCAUUAAGGAAUUGGCCCGGCGCUUUGCUUUAACAUUUGGACUCGAUCAGCUGAAAACAAGAGAAGCCAUUGCUAUGUUGCACAAAGAUGGAAUUGAGUUUGCUUUUAAAGAGCCGAAUCCACAGGGUGAAAGCCAUCCACCUUUAUAUUUGGCAUUCCUUGAUAUAUUGAGCGAGUUCUCUUCCAAACUUCUCAGGCAAGACAAAAAAACAGUGUAUGCUUACCUGGAGAAGUUUAUGACCUUCCAGAUGUCUCUCCGGAGGGAAGAUGUGUGGCUCCCACUCAUGUCUUACAGGAACUCUUUGCUCGCCGGCGGUGAUGACGACACCAUGUCCGUCCUCAGCGGGAUGAGCAACCGAGGGUCGACAGUUCGGAGCAAAAAAACCAAGCCGGCCACAGGGAAACGGAAACUACCUGAAGCUGAGGAAAGCAGCAGCAGCGACAGCAUGUGGAUGAGCAGGGAGCAGACGAUGCACACGCCGGUCAUGAUGCAGACUCCUCAACUCACGUCCACCAUCAUGCGGGAACCCAAAAGGUUGCGGCCCGAAGAGAGCUACAUGGGCGUCUAUCCCAUGCAAGCCGAACACCACCAACCGCCCAUUGAUUACAAUACGCAGGUCACAUGGAUGUUGGCUCAAAGGCAGCAGGAAGAAGCAGCCCGGCAGCAGCAGGAGAGAGCGGCCAUGAACUACGUGAAGCUGAGAACCAAUUUGCAGCACGCCAUUCGACGUGGCUCAAGCCUAAUGGAAGACGACGAGGAGCCAAUUGUCGAAGAUGUUAUGAUGUCAUCAGAAGGGCGCAUUGAGGAUCUCAACGAAGGCAUGGAUUUCGACACCAUGGACAUAGAUCUACCACCUUCAAAGAACAGGAGAGAAAGAACAGAACUAAAGCCGGAUUUCUUUGAUCCUGCAUCAAUCAUGGACGAAUCUGUUCUUGGAGUCUCGAUGUUUUAAUACCAGUCCGGCAUAUAACAACUCCGUGGUGAAGUCAUUUUGGAAGAAGAGAUUUUUAAAAAAUAAAAUUUGGGUAGAUACAGUCAAUAUUCUGAACAGGACUUUUUUUCUCUAAGGAGAAGGUGUGCGUAAAAAAUAAAUAAAAGAUCCAGUACAUUGGUUGAAGGGGCAGUUUUGUUUGCCUAAAAACAUAUAUAAAGGACAAGUAAACAACUUGAGGAUAAGCUAUAGUUUCUGUUGGGAAAACCAGUAUUUUAUUUAUGUAAUAUUACUUUUCUUUUCCAAAUCAUAGUCAGUGCCGCCAUUUUUUGGGAUUCAUAGCUGUUAGGGGGAGAGGCUUGAAGACCGUUUUCAAGCCCCGUCCUUUUUAAUAAUUAUAAUCCGUUGGAUGUAUUCGAAUAACGACUUCUUCUUUAGACGAUUGUGGAAAUAACGAAACGGCUUAAAUAACGUCAUUUGUAGAAUUAGGAGAGAAAACAAAAACCGAAAAGCAUUUUUUUUUUUUUGGUGCGAUACUGGUCAAUCGCAAUGUCGUUCCAGUUCUGAUAAUCACGGAAAUUAAUUACUUGCAAGCUGAUUAGUUGACGUCUAUUUUUAGGAUCGUAAAAAUAAUAACGACGACACAAAACGUACCCAUAUUUACUUACUAUGUAUUCAUACAGAUAUCCAGGAACCAUGAACUGUUGUCAGAAAGCACUGAGGUCAGUCUCGCUUUUACCCAUUUAACAACCCUGAGAGUUUGCUUGUCCUUUAAGAUAAAAAACAAAAACAAAAUGUAAUGUUGUGAAAUUCCUUCCAGUAGUGCCACUGUAUUUUGUCUCCAAAUAAAAGAAGCUUAUUGUAGUAUGUUUGCAGAAAAAAAAAUCUCUAAACAUAAAAAAAAACAAAUAAAUAUACAGCUUAUUAGAGUGUGGGAAUAGGGGGUCUAAAUUUUAAAUAAAAAAGUAUAUAUAUAUAUAAAUUGGUGCUGAUUUUAUAAUUGCGCAGUUUGUUUAGUUUUUUCUUACUUUUAAAAAAUUCCAACUUAAGAAAAAAAAUUAUGAGGUUUCAGAAAUAUAUUGAAAGUUUAACAAUGUUUAAAAAAAAAUAAUAGAUUUGAGCGUGAGGAUAUUCAUGCUUUAAACAAAUGAUUUUUAAAUUUGUAUUUUAUAUUGUUUUAUCUAUCUAUCUGUCUUUGCAAGCAGUCUUCAGGUUAACGAUGAUAACUUCUAACAGGUUAUACAGUACAUUUUCCUCCUGUAUGUAAAUUAAAUCGGAUCAUAGAAAAAAAAAAAACCCUUCCACGUCCCCCUCUCAAAUGAAAGCUAAAGCUUUAAAACAUCGCAUUUUGUGACCUUUUUUUUGGGUUUGUUUUUCAUGAUUUAAUCAUUGUGAAACCAGGCGUGGGCGGACUUGGGCUGUUUUAAGUGUUUUGGACUGCAACUCCCAUCAUUCCUAACAGCCUCAGGCCCUUUCCUUUUGCCCCUCAGCCGCUUAAGCGGCUGAGGGGCAAAAGGAAAGGGCCUGAGGCUGUUAGGAAUGAUGGGAGUUGCAGUCCAAAACACUUAAAAAGAGCCCAACUUUGCAAAAACCUGUUCUAAACACACACGCAUUUAUUUCGACAUCCACUCUGCAAGGCUUAGGCAGCUAGACAUCACUUUUUUAAAAAAGGAAGCGUUAACUUAUAAUGUAUAUUUCUCUCUUUUUUUGUCAGUUGUCUCUUCGGUUCUCAAAGGUAUUAUAUUAUUAUUUCUAAUCAUUCCAUGCGCCUUAAAAAAUACGCUUGCAAUAGAAAGUUCCUCAAAUGAACAAAACGUUUUUUUUUAAAAGCCUCUUCCUUCAACAAUGAAAGAGUUGCUGUGAGUUUUCUGGGCGGUCUGGCUCUGUUCCAGAAGCAUUCUCUCCUGACGUUUCGCCCACAUCUACAGUAGGCAUACUCGGAGGUUGUGAGGUGUUGGGAACUAGACAAGUGGGAUUUAUAUAGCUGUGGAAUGAUGUCUUGUUUGUUGCAAUUGGCCAGCUUGAUCAGCAUUGAAUAGCCUUGCAGCUUCAAAGCCUGGCUGCUACCUGCCCAGGGGAAUCCUUUGUCUGUUGGAAACUAGGCAAGUGGGGUUUAUAUACUUUUGGAAUUAUGUCCAGGGUGGGAGAAAGGAGUUUUGUCUGUUUGUUGUAAUUGGCCAGUUUGAUCAGCAUUGAAUAGCCUUGCAGCCUCAAAGCCUGGCUGCUUCCUGCCUGGGGGGGAAUCCUUUGUCUGUUGGAAACUAGGCAAGUGGGGUUUAUAUAUCUGUGGAAUUAAUGUCCAGUGUGGGAUAAAGAAGUCUUGUCUGUUGGAGGCAAGUGUGAAUGUUGCCAUUGGCCAGCUUGAUCAACAUUGAAUAGCCUUGCAGCUUCAAAGCAUGGCUGCUUCCUGCCUGGGGGAAUCCUUUGCUGGAAACUAAAUAAUAAUAAUAAUAAUAAUAAUAAUAAUAAUAAUAAUAAUAAUAAUAAAUGUUAACCAAUGUUGUUGUUGGGCUUGUCCCUUAUGUGAGCCGCCCCGAGUCCCUUUGGGGAGAUGGUGGCGAGAUACAAAAACAAAGUUGUUGUUGUUAUUGACACAACGACGUUGUAUGACACAGCAAACAAGAUAGAUAUGCUGGAUUAUUAUUAUCAUUAUUAUUAUUAUUAUUAUUAAUAUUAAUAUAAUAAAACUUUAUUUAUAUUCUGCCCUAUCUCCCCAAAGGGGACUCAGGGCAGAUUCCAACAUACAAUGGUAAACAUUUACUGCCUCCAUAAAACAAACAAAUACUAACAUAAAAUCCCAGGAAAAAAACCCAUAUAUAAAAAUAACAUUAAGACCUAACAUCAAAUUGAGGACUAAACAUCAGUAUUUUAAACCUAAGCUCAAUAACUUAAACUGCACGUAGUCAGGCAAAAUUAUAUAAUGACACAAAACGAUGUGGUUUGGUCGUGUAUUCUCAAAUGAUCAUUGGUAACUGAGGUUUAUAUAUCUGUGGAAUAACAUCCAGGUUGGGAGACAGAACUUUUGUUGGUUGGAAGCAAAUGUGAAUGUUGGAAUUGGCCACCUUGAUUAGCAUUGAAUGGCCUUGCAGCCAUUGCUGUCCAAAAUCAGGACAGUAAAAGAACAACACUCAAAAAUGGGAAUUCCGGAAAAGAAAUGAUGAGGGACAGCUAACACCUCCCAACAAAGGAUUCCCCUAGGCAGGAAGCAGCCAGGCUUUGAAGCUGCAAGGCUAUUCGAUGCUAAUCAAGGCGGCGAAUUGCAACAUUCAAGAGUUCUUUCUCCCACCCUGGGCAUUAUUCCACAGAUAUAUAAACCCCACUUGCCAAUGAUCAUCAUUUGACUACACAACAAACCUACAUUGUUUUGUGAAUGAUACUUGGCUGUUGUAAAUUAAUGUGAGUGUGCAUUCGAGUGGGAGAAACAACUCUUGUCCAACAUACAAGAGUUCUUUCUCCCACCCUGGACGUUAUUCCACAGAUAUAUAAACCCCACUGUGGAAGGUCCAGGGUGGGAAACAAUCAUGGCUAGCUAACACCUCCCAACAAAGGAUUCCCCAGGGCAGGAAGCAGCCAGGCUUUGAAGCUGCAAGGCUAUUCGAUGCUAAUCAAGGUAGUGAAUUGCAACAUUCACACUUGUCUCCAACAGACAAGAGUCCUUUCUCCCACCCUGGACAUAAUUCCACAGAUAUAUAAACCCCACUUGCCAAUGAUCAUCAUUUGACUACAUAACAAACCCACAUCGUUUUGUGAAUGAUACUUGGCUGUUCUAAAUUAAUGUGAGUAUGCAUUCGAGUGGGAGAAACAACUCUUGUCCAACAUACAAGAGUUCUUUCUCCCACCCUGGGCAUUAUUCCACAGAUAUAUAAACCCCACUUGCCAAUGAUCAUCAUUUGACUACAUAACAAACCCACAUCGUUUUGUGAACGAUACUUGGCUGUUGUAAAUUAAUGUGAAUAUGCAUUCGAGUGGGAGAAAGAACUCUUGUCCAACAUACAAGAGUUCUUUCUCCCACCCUGGACCUUAUUCCACAGAUAUAUAAACCCCACUAUGGAAGGUCCAGGGUGGGAAACUAUCAUGGCUAGCUAACACCUCCUAACAAAGGAUUCCCCCAGGCAGGAAGCAGCCAGGCUUUGAAGUCAAGAGUUUUCAUUCCACAGACAUAUAUAAACCCACUUUCCUAGUUUCCAACAGACCUCACAACCUCUGAGGAUGCCUGCCAUUGGUGUGGGCGAAGUGUCAGGAGAGAAUGCUUCUGGAACAUGGCCAGACAGACCAGAAAACUCACAGCAACCCAGUGAUUCCGGCCAUGAAAGCCUUCAACAAAGCCAACAAACCUUGGGCUGUGGUAGCCAUAAACCACGCGUUCUCUAUAGAAUCAUGAAAACAACAAAAUUAUAUUUUGGGGGGAAAAAACCGUGGGUUUGCCCAACAAGAGAGCCUGAUCUGCCUCUAAGCUCCGUUUUGCAUUGAGAGUCAUGUCUGAAAAUACUGCCUAUUCUCUAUCAUUUCCCUCCUUCCUUUGACGCCACUGCAUUUAAAUAGAACUGCUGAGAGGACUGUAUAUAUGAUUUUAAACUUAAGUUGAUCUCCCCGCUCCCCUUUUGACUCUUUGAAAGGAGUGUUUUCUUUGUGGAAAAGCAGUUCUUACAGCCUUUAUGUUUUCAGACUAAAAACAAACAAACAAACAAACAACGACGUUUUAUAUAUUUACCUUUAACCUGUCGUCCUCCACAUUCUAUUUGUCCUAAUUGUACUGUUUUCUGAUUUGUAUUUAUGUCUUGAGACAAGUAACUUUUUGAAUAAAAAUAAACCUACAGUAUGUUGUAAGUUUGAUCUUUUUGAAUCAAAAGGGUAGAGGAAGAAAAAAAAAUCUUAAAAAAAAGAGUGUGAAUGGUGCAAAAUGUUAUGUUUAUAAGAAGAAGAAAAAUUAAAAAAAGCUUUUUCCAUGUCUCUUUUAAGUGUUUGUCUCAGACUUGGGAUAAUGUAUGGAAAACUGCACUGUUUUAUAUUUGUAAUAAAUUGUACAAGUUUUUAAAAUGUGAAUAAAGCACUAAUUGGGUUAAUAAUUUAAA
Molecule: messenger RNA, 9258 nt
Organism: Anolis carolinensis (green anole)
Lineage: Eukaryota; Metazoa; Chordata; Lepidosauria; Squamata; Anolidae
Gene: stag2
Product: STAG2 cohesin complex component
Exons: 34
Coding region: 419-4207 (1262 amino acids)
Biological process (GO): sister chromatid cohesion
Cellular component (GO): chromatin; cohesin complex; nucleus
Molecular function (GO): chromatin binding
Source: RefSeq, a predicted model, not a curated record